Anolis sagrei ordinatus is the source of this 1622-nucleotide messenger RNA. RefSeq names its product superoxide dismutase 2 (gene SOD2). The record is from RefSeq and is a predicted model, not a curated record. Gene Ontology annotation, cellular component: mitochondrion. Lineage: Eukaryota; Metazoa; Chordata; Lepidosauria; Squamata; Anolidae. Gene Ontology annotation, biological process: superoxide metabolic process. Gene Ontology annotation, molecular function: superoxide dismutase activity; metal ion binding.
AGCGUCCAAUCCUGGCCCGGGAGGCAAGCAGGCGCGCGCUCCCCGCCCUCAAAAGGCAGGGCCAGGCGGCAGAGUUGUGCAAGCGGCGGCCUUGGUUUGUUUCUGUCCAGCGGCCCAAAGAGCCAGGCGGUGUCUCUGCUUCGUCUUCCAAAAUGCUCUGCCGCUUAGCUUCGCGGAGCAGCCGCAGAAAUGCCAUUCAGCUCCUUGCAUCACUCGGCUGCCUGGCCUCCCGACAGAAGCACUCUCUUCCUGACUUGCCUUAUGAUUAUGGUGCACUUCAACCCCAUAUUAGUGCAGAAAUAAUGCAGCUUCACCACAGCAAACAUCAUGCCACAUAUGUAAAUAAUCUGAAUGUUGCUGAAGAAAAAUACAAAGAGGCCUUGGCAAAAGGUGAUGUGACUGCUCAGGUAUCUCUUCAGCCGGCUCUGAAGUUCAAUGGCGGAGGUCAUAUUAAUCACACUAUCUUUUGGACAAACCUUUCUCCUAAUGGUGGAGGAGAACCUACAGGGGAGCUAAUGGAAGCAAUUAAACGUGAUUUUGGCUCCUUUGCAAACUUCAAGGAGAAAUUAACCACCGUCUCAGUUGGUGUCCAAGGAUCGGGUUGGGGAUGGCUUGGUUUUAACAAAGAACAAGGUAGACUGCAGGUUUCUGCUUGCUCCAAUCAGGAUCCUCUCCAAGGAACCACUGGUCUUAUUCCCUUGCUAGGAAUUGAUGUGUGGGAACAUGCAUAUUAUCUUCAGUAUAAAAAUGUUAGACCUGACUAUCUCAAAGCUAUUUGGAAUGUGAUCAACUGGGAAAACGUAUCUUCAAGAUAUGCAGCUUGCAAAAAGUAGGGUAAAAUUCUUAUACAGACUCAAACAAGAACCUUCAUGUUCCUUGGAUCAUUUUUGUACAACCUCUAACAGUUGACUUGGUAAUUCCUCCACCACUGAAAAUAUAGCACCUCAAAUAAAAGGGGUUUUUUGCCAUUAAGUUAAACGUUUGUCUAAUUUGGUGAAAGUUAAUAAAGUGUAGGUCUUAAAAGUGCUAAGCUGCUCUCCAGAAUGGUAAUAAUUUAUUCGGUGCUAUGAAUGAACAUGAUUUUUGAAAACAUCCGGAUUACAGUUGAAAACUUUCUUGUAAGUUUGAUUAUUCCUUCAAACGUGUUUCUUGUGCUGCAAAGACCGAGCUAGGCAUGCCAAAUUUAAGAGCAGGAUCUGAGACAUAUUAAUAGCACUUCAAGAGCAUUUUGUAACCUAAAUUUCCUGAAAACUGCUGUAUAUCAUUGUGGAUAUGCUGGGUGGGUAAAAGGCAGUAUUAAAGACAGGAGUUUGUUUAAACACAACAGAAACAUUUUGAACGUAUCUCACAGCUGUUAAAGGCUGGCAAGUUAGCUUUCAUGAAAUCUGUUAAAAUAGGGAAAGUCAUGAUCAGAGAAAUUGCACCAAAUGAAGAGAUUAUGUGAUUUGUGCUUGGCUUAUUCAUUAUUUGUGUAGUAUCUAUUUAGGGCUAUUUUUGUAGUGUACUAUUAAUGGAUGAUAACCAGAUUGUUUUCUGAGACUGGUCUGUAAUGGCUUCCUUUUUUUGCACUACGAUGUCUGAUUUUUGUUCUCAAAAUAAAAUCUCAAAUGGAUUCAACCUCA